GCGGCGUCAGGAGUAAGGCGCGAGCUUCGUUCCGAGUAAAUCGAAAAUGUGUGUGAUCGCGAUACGCGAAGUCGCCCGUUCCCGUCCGAUUUUCCUUGCAGCGGAGUUGUUUUUCUAAAGAAUAGCCCGAGUUGUGUCGACUUUUUUUGUUUUUCGCCGCGCUGUAGACGCGCGUACGUGAUUUAAUUCAGUUUGUGUGUUACUUAUUGUGUUUGUUGUUCUGGGGACUUUAACUGUUUCGCCUUACAAAUGUCUGUGGUUGGAUUUAAAGCGCUGUUUAUUGUUAUUGACUGACACAACUGAGGCUGAGCUGAAGAAAAGGAAGCUGGCCAACCAUGAUCACCUACAGCAACGAGCAGCUAGCCACAGUGGUAGCCCUCCCAACAGUUACCAUCCUCCUGGUCUGGACGGUGGCGAUCUUCCACAAGAACAGAAAACGUUGGGGACCCUACGACAUCCCCAUAAUCUCGGUUUUGGUGUUGUCCAUCGUCAGGAACCUCACCGUACUUGUGUACCUUCUCUCCGCCACGCUGAUAGAAAGAGACAGCUUCAAUUUGGACUACUGCAGCAUCAUCGUGUGGAUCUUCAACUCGAUCCACACGUUCCAAGCUAGUUCUCUGACGACCAUUGCGGUGAUAGGGUUGUUUUCUGUCAAGUUGCAUCAAAAACAGCAGAAUUUGAGGCAGUUCCUGACCCCCACCCAUAUAAUUUACCACCUAUUUUGCCUUACUACACUCUGCGCUUGCGUUGGGGUGGCAGCCAUCUUAGCCCAAGGUGACAGAGAUGGCGUGUUCGAGAGUUUGUCCAGAGCUUUCGAUGUUAGCCCUUGUAAGUUCAUGCCGUUCGACUUAGACGUUAAAUUCAACGUUUUCAUCCUCGUCUUGCACUUGUUCCUCGCCGUUAUAUCCCUCUUCAGCUUUCUUAUCAUCUGCUACAACUUCUACAGGGCAAAGAGGCCAAGUUUCGACUACAUAAAGAAGUCCAACUCCGACCUAAGCGAUAUGAGCUUGGGAAUGACGAACACGCUGAACGUAAACGUGGCUGAGAGCAACAAACACUUCUACGACACGUAUACCAUAAACAGAGGCCAAACUAACCUGGAAAACAACAACUACUACGACCAGAAUCAGCACCAAGCGCAGAACAGCGCGCAUUAUCAAAACGGGUAUUGUACUACGAGAGACGUGAACUGGAAUUCGGACGUGUCCAACCUGUCGGCCACUGUAAGCUCUACCAACUCCAGGAGGCCUUGUUUGGUGAAUAACCUGCAGGAUAAGGACAUGGGGGAUCUAAAUAGAACAGGUCUGGAGACUAUACACCCGGUGCUGAUCGUGUGCUACCUGUUUUACCAUUUGCCCUUGAUUGUUUUGUGCAUCUAUCCGAAAUUGAUCCACCCCUGGCCUGUAGCCGGCAUAGCCCUCUGGCUGGGUCUGGUGCAGGAUCUGCUCAUUCCCAUAGGGCUGGGCAUAGUCGACUCUAGAUUCUGCAAGUGGGUCACCAAUGUGUACAAGUGCGCUGGAAAGAACGUAGAAGAAAAGCUGCCACAAGUCGGCCUUGACGGAAAGUUUCGACCCUUCGGAUCCACCAGCCAACCUCAGAGUCUAGAGAUCUGCGGACCCGAUCGCAAUGUCAGGCCUUUUCAAGCCGUAGAACACCGUUUUCCCAUCACGAACGGUUCCCUGUACACCAGCAUAGAUGGCAGACUGCCCGUGAUUCACAACUACAGGAGAAACAAAGACCAAAGAGGAGGUGUGAAACAGCAAGAAAAACAGUCCUCUAACGUAGCCCUGCACUCGUCACACAUCAACCGUCAGGACAACCCUCCGAAAUACCCCUCCUGCAGCAACUGCGAGGCCGACCUCUGUCCCAGUCACUCCAACCUGCACCACCUGAGCCCCCAGUACAUCAACAAGCAGCUGAAUUUGCUCCAGCACAACAAGAACCUCAUAAUCACCAAGAACGUGCUGCCGGUGAGGGUCAGUCAAAGCCAGGAGUCCCUCACUUACCUGUCGGAAAUGCAGAACAGGCCUUGUUUCUACAGGAACUCGGACCUGAACUUGAACGGAAGCUCCAACAAUCACAUAAUGAAGAACUCGAGGAAUUUGGUGAGGCUGAACAAGAUGAGGUUGAGUAGGAGCGAAGAUAGUUUGAACGAUCUGCAGGUUAGGGAGCUAGGGAACAUACCGCGCUUGCCCACCCAGAAAGUGGCCCUCCAGCUGGAACCUCGCCUCAAACAAAAACGCCGCAGCUACUGCACCAAAGUAGAGGUCAACAUCCAGAACGGUUACUCCAGCUCGGACGAGGACUACCUCACGGACCCCAACACGGCCCUUCCCAACGACAACUUCGACUCCAUGAGCUCCAAGAGCUGCUACUCCAUCACCACCGAAGCGAACUGCGAUUUCGAGUUCUUUCAGAGCAAGGAACGGCUGGCCGUCGACAUACCCUCGAUAGACGCCAGGAUCAGUCUCCGCGACAGCUAUCUCGGCAAUAGCAGAUCGGAACUGUCGUCGUUCAAGCAAAGCGAUCACCUGUCGUCGAGGAACAGCUCCUUCACGGACCUGGACAAGAAUUUCAGGAUAACCAGGUCCAAUUCGAAGAGGUCUUUGGAGAAUUUCCAGGCGUUUAUAGAAAUAGAAAGCGUGGAUUCGAGGAAUAACAACGGCGUGGGGGAUAAAUCCACCUUGCAGAGAUCCAACUCGUACGCCACGUUAGAAGAUAGGAAGUCGAGGAAACAGAAUUUGUUUAACGUCGAAUCUAAGUUGGAGCGGUCGAAUUUCCGGCCCAAAAUCAAGUCCGUGGAGUAUCUGCCGAAUUCUAAUUCCAGUACGGUGUAUAUAGAAGACGGGACAAAGUACAAUUAUUACUUAGGGGAUAAAAAGGACGUCAACGGACAGAAUAAGUGCAUCGGGAGCGUGCCCGAUUUGAAAAAAGUGUUUAUAUCGGAGUAUAUUUAAAACAAUCGGCGACAGUGCCUGUCAUUUGUCGUCACGGCAGUCCUAGAUGAAGUUUAUCUGUUACGGCUCACGUAAUCGUUAACGUAUGUGGAGAUUUUUUCUUUUCAUUAUAAAAUACUCAUUAAUUAUACAUUGCUGUAAAUAGUAGGGCAUAGUUUGUAAAUAUUUUGUAUUUAUACCACACAAAGAUUACCAACUGUAUAUAAGUUGCUAUCCCUGUAGAUAUGUCUUAAAAUUACCAUGAUUUGUACAUUAUGUGACGAUUUCAUUAA
This is a messenger RNA of Anoplophora glabripennis (Asian longhorned beetle), 3229 nucleotides long. RefSeq lists its product as uncharacterized. The coding region runs from base 336 to 2957 and encodes 873 amino acids. The record is from RefSeq and is a predicted model, not a curated record. The transcript has 6 exons. NCBI's taxonomy places the organism in Eukaryota, Metazoa, Arthropoda, Insecta, Coleoptera, Cerambycidae.